CUGCUGUCCUUUACUUCCGCCAGCACCUGUCAGCUAUAUAUGCCCAAUGAAGGUGCGGCAAGAUAGCUGCAGCCUGGCGCUUUGCCCCCGCUUGACACGUCGUGCUGCUGACGUAGAAGCAUCCUCCGCAGGCGCAAAGUGAGGUGUUUCUAUUCACUCUGUCCAUGCGUUCAAAAUCGGGGCAACGUACCCUUUUGACGGUCAUCAUCUUCCACACGUCUCUGCGCGAUUGACCAAAACCGCGUUCGCCAACCCGAAGUGAGGUGUAAACAUGACGAGCUUCCUUGAAUACCUCUCCCAUCCUCUCUUUAUCGCAUCAUGCCUCCUAGUGGGGGUGGUCGUUCUAUGGGCUGCGACAAGCGUGCCCUCACCCGUGCCUUCCAACCUGCCAUGGCAGGGUAUGAAGGAACAAGAGUUUCUCGGCCACUUCCGAGCCAGUCUUAGAUCGUUCGGUUCAAUGAGGGAGUGGCUCAAGGAUGGCUACGAAAGGUACUCAAAGAAUGGCAAAUCGUAUAUCAUCCCAGAUGUGUCGGGCAGAACUGAGGUCAUCAUACCACCACAGAAGUUACGUUGGCUACUCGACCAUCCCGACAGCGUCUCAAGCGUUGGCGCUGCGCACUAUGAUCAACUUGUUGGCGACUACAACUUCACGGAUCCGUACGUGCUCGGUACGCUCUACCAUGAGCAUGUUGUGCACAAGAGUCUAGCUCGCAACAUGGCAAACAUCAUCCCGAACAUCCAGGACGAGGUGCAGCACGCCCUAGAUGAGACCUGGGGUAAGGACACCGCAGAUUGGAAAGACAUCUGCGUUUUUUCAAACAUGAUGGAGGUCGUGGCUCAAUUGUCCAACCGUAUGUUUGUUGGGUUGCCACUUUGCCGCAAUAAGGACUAUGGUCGUCUAAUGGGAGGCUUCGCCAACUCCGUCAUCUCAGCAGUGACCCUUAUGCCGCUCUUCCCAGCCUUCAUAAGACCGAUUGUGGGCCCGGUAAUCACCAUCCCGAACCAAUACUAUUGGUGGCGGGUGUCGAAGUAUACCGUCCCUCUGAUCAAGGAGCGGGAGGCGAACAUGGCUCGUAGGAAACAAGAUCCAUCGUUCAAAUGGGAGGAGCCAAAUGACUAUAUCACAUGGCACAUCAACGUCGCCGAGGCAGAAGGAAGGAAAAAGGAUCUCGAUCCUGUCAUGAUUGCGCGGUUUCUGCUGCCGCUUAACUUCGCUGCUAUCCACACGACCGUGUUCACAAUCACUAACGUCUUUUUCGAUCUUCUCGGAUCUGACCCCAAAGAUGGUUUCCUGGAAGGCCUCCGCGAAGAGGCGGAGAAUGUGUGGGCAGAGUCCAAGGGCAAUUGGAGCAAACAGUCACUCGCAAAGCUCUAUCGAGCUGACAGCGCCAUUCGGGAAUCAAUGCGAGUGUCCAACUUCAUGACUCAUGGUUUGCUCAGAAAGGUGAUCGGCAAAGACGGAAUAACCGACCCUGAAGAAGGCUUCAAGGUUCCUUACGGUGGCUACGUUGCUACAGACGUCCACUCUGUGCAACACGAUCCAGACAUCUACCCGGAUCCGGAACGGUAUGAUGCAUUCCGCUUCUCGCGACCGAUCGAAGAAUUCGAAGCAAAAAGAACGGCGAGCGGUGGUGCUCUCGACCCGGCUGAUGAGAAGGAAUGGCUACGUCUCAAGCAGACGGGCAUUGUCGCCACUGGCGAGACCUUUCUCCCGUUCGGCCACGGAAAGCAUGCCUGUCCUGGAAGAUUCUUCGUCAGUCACGAACUGAAGAUGCUGUUGGCUUACGUGGUAAUGAACUACGAUGUGCAGUACCUGGGUAAGCGUCCGGAGAACCAAUGGUUCGGGCAGUCGGUUAUUCCUCCGACGACAGCCACGAUUAAGGUCAAGAGGCGUAGUCAGGCGGCUGCAGUGUAG
This is a messenger RNA of Baudoinia panamericana UAMH 10762, 1915 nucleotides long. RefSeq lists its product as uncharacterized. Bases 272 to 1915 code for a protein of 547 amino acids. The record is from RefSeq and is a predicted model, not a curated record. NCBI's taxonomy places the organism in Eukaryota, Fungi, Ascomycota, Dothideomycetes, Mycosphaerellales, Teratosphaeriaceae. The transcript has 5 exons. Gene Ontology annotation, molecular function: iron ion binding; monooxygenase activity; oxidoreductase activity, acting on paired donors, with incorporation or reduction of molecular oxygen.